GGAGCGGGCGGCGGCGGCGGCGGCGGCGGCGGCGGCGGCGGCGGCGGCGGCGGCGGCGGCGGCGGCGGCGGCGGCGGCAUGAUGAUGAUGGUGAUGAUGGACGUGAGCUUCAACCUGUCGGCGCUGCUGCCGCAGCAGGAGUUCGAGCGGCGCUUCGACGAGCGGGAGGCGCUGCAGUGGGUGCAGAACAACUGGUCCAAGACUUUCUCAUUUGCUGUGGCUUACAUGAUAGUGAUCUUCGGAGGCCAGCAUGUCAUGAAGGAACGGACAGGCUACAAGCUGCGCAAAGCACUGACUCUGUGGUCCCUCGGUCUGGCCUUGUUCAGUGCCAUUGGGACCCAUCGGACCUGGUCACACAUGGCCUACAUUCUCUCUACAGAGGGAUUUAGGCAACUGGUGUGUGGUCAAUCCUACUUCGUUAGCUCCACCACCAAGUUUUGGGCCUAUAUAUUUGUGCUGAGCAAAGUCCUGGAACUGGGUGACACUGUGUUCAUUGUUCUCCGGAAAAAGAGGCUCAUCUUCCUCCACUGGUACCACCACAUUGUUACAAUGAUCUACAGCUGGUUUGCCUAUAAGCAGCUAGCACCAGGCAGUACCUUGUUUGCUAGCAUUAACUUUGCUGUCCAUACUUUCAUGUACUCCUACUAUGCCAUGCGAGCAGCAGGCUUUUGGGUACCCUCGUACAUCGCCAUGGCAGUCACCUUUUCACAGAUUCUGCAGAUGGUGGUAGGUGUGAUAGUGAACAUCUUACUCUUGUUCUGGUUGGAGAAAGAGAUCUUACACGACACCUCGUUAUGUAUUUUUUUUUCAUUCGUGAUGUACCUCAGUUACUUCGUGCUCUUCUGCAACUUCUUCUUGAAGACUUACCUGAAAAAUGCCAAGAAAUCAAAGGGGGAAUAAAACUGGGGAGGCAGAAGGUGGCUGGGGUGAUGGGAGGGGGAUGGAAAAGGGAAAUUUUUCAUUCCUGUCUGGAGCUCGGUGCCUGAUGGGACUGGUGUGGUGAGGUUUAGGAGGAAGUCACUCUGGAUGAAAGCCUUCAGAUGAACUUGUGCAUUGGCCUUUGGUGUGUCUGCCUUGAAAUGGGUGAAUCAUCAGAGUAAGGUGCGGCUUGUCUCAGGCUGAUGGUGUGAAGAAAAGGAGAAAGUAGAGGUCUCAAAACUGUGAUUCUGCUUUUUCUAUGCUGUUUCCCUUUUCCAUGCACCAGUCAGGUUUGCAAUGUGCGUUGCAAUCCUGAGUGACUGCUUGGAUCCUGCAUGGCGCAAGUUUCUUCUUGGGAAAAGGUGGGGGAACUACUCAAAAAAGCACCAACUGCUCUGUGGUCCCCCAUUCUGGGAGAGUAGAGGAGAGCAGAGCCCAAACCUUGCUGCUGUGUGUGCCAGGGAGCCCCCACAGGGCGUGGGGUGAGAGAAGGUGUCAGUGGGAACAGUGCUGAACUGGAGAAUCCCUGCUGCCUUUAAAGCUGUGUAGGGAGGGAGAACAGGAGUGCCUUUUUCACCACGGUUCCUAAGGAGCCCAAACCUCUAAGGCUUUUUGAGAGCUCUUCCCCUUCAAACCAGCCACCGCCUUCUGGCAGAUGUGAUGCUUCCUGAUUUACGGUCAUCCCUUGCCGACCAAGGGCUGUCCCUGCUGGCACCUGCCUAUGCUGCACAGGUAGCAGAAGGCCGGCAGGACAUGCUGGGAGGAGGCUUGCAUCCCGCAGCCCCACGAGGGGCUCAGCGGGGUCCUUCCCAAGCGCCACACUCACCUGAGCUCACCAGGAGGGCCCUGGGUGAAGAGCUGAGCAAUGGGGCCCCAGCAGCCAAAUCCCAGCCUCUGUUUGCAAAAGCACAAAACUUUCAGCUGAGAAAGCAACAUUACAAAUGCGGACCGUACCAAAGCAAUACCCUGGGCUCGUGCCUUACUUAACCUGAAGUAAAUGCUAAACCUGUUGAUACCAGUUUAAAUGUUAACUCCUGCACUGCUGGUCCAGCUAGGCACUUCAGGGCAAUGGGCUUAUCCAGCAAGGAGUGCCAGAGCUCUGCCCUGGGUCUCCCUUCGUCUUUCUCACCCGCUCUGGCCGCUGCUACCUGCUGCAGCAGGACCUUUGCUCAGCUCCAGCACAGGGCUCUGCAGCACAGUGAACCGUGUUCAGAAUUAGGUAAAUUUUAAUGGCCGUUAUAUUGAGUCUGUCAUUUAUAUGAUAUUAAGCAAUGUAUUUAACUUGACUACCUGCUGCCUCAAGCCUCGGGAGUUGAGCAGAGUCCAGGUCUGUCUUACCUGCAGAGCACCUACGGUCUUGCCUACAGUCGCAGCGAGGGCAUAGCUCUGGGGGUGGAGGUUGAAGGCCUGGGGCCUCUGCAACAGCUUGGCUGCAGAGACAGCAGCUAGGCAACAAAAUACGAGGGUCCCAGAGCCAGGCCAAAAACUCUUCUCACUGUGCGUUUGAGAACUGCUGCUGUGUGACAUGUAAAAAUGAUUAAUAAAUGUGGUCAGGCAUGGGCGA
Messenger RNA from Dromaius novaehollandiae (emu), 2482 nucleotides. It is a transcript of the gene ELOVL3, whose product is annotated as ELOVL fatty acid elongase 3. Bases 79 to 900 code for a protein of 273 amino acids. The transcript is spliced from 4 exons. Lineage: Eukaryota; Metazoa; Chordata; Aves; Casuariiformes; Dromaiidae. Gene Ontology annotation, biological process: fatty acid elongation, saturated fatty acid; very long-chain fatty acid biosynthetic process; fatty acid elongation, monounsaturated fatty acid. Gene Ontology annotation, molecular function: fatty acid elongase activity. Gene Ontology annotation, cellular component: endoplasmic reticulum membrane. The record is from RefSeq and is a predicted model, not a curated record.